Molecule: messenger RNA, 711 nt
Organism: Eruca vesicaria subsp. sativa (arugula)
Lineage: Eukaryota; Viridiplantae; Streptophyta; Magnoliopsida; Brassicales; Brassicaceae
Source: the annotation of a GenBank genome assembly
AUGUCUGCUGAGAUGCUCCAGUUCCCCCCCACCACCAUGGUGAAAGCUUCAUACUAUUACCUGGGUCCAGAAAACAAAUUCGAAGUCAAAACCGUGGACCCAACUUUCACUCACAUUUUCUGGGCCUUUGCUCAAAUCGACUCUAGCAGCCACGAAGUGGAUAUCUCCACCAUGAACCUACCCCAAUUCUACAAGUUCGCAGAAAUCGUCAAAACAAACGAGCAAUUGCAAAUUCUCUUGUCGAUAGGCGGUAAAAACGCAGAAAAAAACAUGUUUGAUUCCAUGACAAGAACACUCGAAAACCGGAAAGCGUUCAUUGAGUCUUCCAUCGAUGUCGCUAGAACGUACGGUUUCCACGGGCUCGAUCUUGCUUGGGAAUAUCCUAGCAAUAAAGUGGAGGUGGGCAACUUCCGGCAUCUUAUUGAAGAAUGGCGUGUAGCGGUUCAGAAAGACUCGGUCAAAACCGGUAAACUUCCUUUGCUGUUAACUGCUGCGGUUCGCUACUCCCCCGAUGUCAACUCCUCCUUGCAGUACCCGGUUGAUGCCAUUGCCAAGAAUUUGGAUUUUGUUAACAUAAUGUCUUAUGACUUUUACGGACCGGAUUGGUCUGACGUGACCCGACCACCUGCUGCUCUCUAUCCUUCAGACCCGGAAGUGUUCCUUUUAUGGGUGUCGUCACUCACAUCAUCAGAAGAGGAUUUAGGCUUUUGA